AUGGGGCAGCCAUUGGUCACACAAGAGAACUGCUGGGAUAUCUACCUCCAGCUGCUCAGUGGAUUCUUGAAACUUGAUCAGAUGCACACCAUCAACAAGGGAUUUGACAGCAGAUGGAGAUAUACAUUGGUUAUGGCUGAGCACAACUACAAGAACAAUAAGAUGGAACUAUUGCCUGGGCUCCAGGAUUUAAAUGCCAUAGAUGAAUAUCUGGGAGGCAUGGGUGCAUGCUGGCAACUCCUGCCAGCAUUCAUGUGCCAGCUAACACAGAAUAUAGGUCAGCUGCUACACAAUCACAGCAGGAUAAAAAUAUGCAAGGUUUUCAACUGGACCGGAACGUGUCGGGCAGCAGAGGGAGUUGGUUGUCCAGGGGACAAGCUUUCUGAGUGUCAGGGGUAA
Mycena citricolor is the source of this 399-nucleotide messenger RNA. The record is from the annotation of a GenBank genome assembly. NCBI's taxonomy places the organism in Eukaryota, Fungi, Basidiomycota, Agaricomycetes, Agaricales, Mycenaceae.